Peronospora matthiolae is the source of this 804-nucleotide messenger RNA. NCBI's taxonomy places the organism in Eukaryota, Oomycota, Peronosporomycetes, Peronosporales, Peronosporaceae. The record is from the annotation of a GenBank genome assembly.
AUGGCGCGGUGGUUGUCAUUCUUUGCGGAAUACAACUUUACGGUCGAGUACAAACCAGGACGACUUAAUGUCGUCGCUGAUGCACUCUCACGUCGUCCCGACUUUGAAACAGUCGCGAAACCCAACAGUGAGACAGUCACUGUUGCGGUUAUGACGUCCUCAGUCCCAUCUACAACGUUGUAUGAUGAUGUGAGGCGGGCAUACGCCCAAGAUGGUGAGAUUGUGAAGUUGUUGACACAUUUCUCCCAACCAUCUCGAGAAUCGUUGAAACGAUUGUCGCCUGCGUAUCGAUCUGCACCAGACCGAUACACUACUCGCAACGGGUUACUGUACUAUACAGCCGUUUCUGGUGACACACCACGUGUUGUCAUUCCAGAUGAUACUGAUCUGCGUUUGCGGAUCAUGUUCGAGUAUCACGAUGCUCCUGUAGGAGGACAUCGUGGCCGGGAGAAAACAUAUCUCACGGUGAGUCGAGACGUUUACUGGCCCCGCCAGUAUCAGUUUGUGCGCAACCUCUACCGGUUCCGGCUGAGUGCUGGGAAUCCAUCUCAAUGGAUUUUGUCUUCGGGUUACCCAAAGACGCACGCGGGAAUACCGGUAUUCUCGUAUUUGUUGACAGAUUCAGCAAAAUGGUACACCUUGUGGCUGUACCAGAGUCAAUCACGGCAAGUGGCUGUACUUGUGUCUUUAUUGACACCAUCUUCCGACUUCAUGGGUUGCCCCGUGAACUCGUAUCAGACAGAGAUCCACGAUUCACUGCUGAUUUCUGGCGUUCCGUGUUCAAAUGACUCGGAACGCGCUUGA